This is a messenger RNA of Manis pentadactyla (Chinese pangolin), 2239 nucleotides long. RefSeq names its product chromosome 4 C1orf159 homolog (gene C4H1orf159). The transcript is spliced from 13 exons. The record is from RefSeq and is a predicted model, not a curated record. NCBI's taxonomy places the organism in Eukaryota, Metazoa, Chordata, Mammalia, Pholidota, Manidae. Bases 408 to 1154 code for a protein of 248 amino acids.
AGUUUAGGGCUGGGAGACGCCCUCCCGGCACCCAGGCCUGAGGUGGCGUAGAGACUACAAGUCCCAGGAGUCAUAGCGAGACAGCCUGGAGGGCGGGGGUUACGAAAGAGGAACCCUGAGGACGCCGGGUUCAUGGUUUCUGUGUCCUGUCUAAACAUCUUCGUCCAAGGACAGUCUCCUAUAUUUUCUUCUAGAAGGUUUAUAGAUUUCAGUUUUGCUUUUGGUUUCAUGAUCCAUCUCUAAGUGAUUUUCCAUGUGAUGUGGCUCUACAUUCAGUGUUUAUUCCAUGUCUGGGACCAGGGACUCCUGGCUGCUUAGCACCCCUGCUGUGACCUCUGGUCGCAGGGUGCCUGGAUCUGGAUGUCUGUGGCUCGUGUCCCAGAGGGCCAGACUCUGGGCUCCAGAGCAUGGCGCUCCGGCGUGCUGUCCUCCUGGCCGGCCUCCUGGCGGAAGUCACUGGCAAAUCUUCAGAGGGCACGGGCCAGCAGCCUGAAUGUUGUGUGGACAUGGAAGACAUCAACACUACCUGCCCAGGUACAAGCCUGUGUGGCCCAGGUCCCGAGUAUCUUUUCCUGGGCCUGCCAGGGAGUGACUGUCCUUACUCAUCGGUUGAGCCUGGGGAACCCAGGAAGCCAGGCCCUGCCAUCUGGUGUCACUGCAGAAGAUCUUCAUGUCACAGUGACCACUGUGUGUACAUUAAACAUUGUAUUGGCUGCUACCGGCACUGGAACGACGAUGGGAGCGUCAGCUGCAUCCGGUGCAGGAAUGGGACCAACAACGGCUCCGAGUGCCGAGGCCUCGCUGGCCGGGGCACCCAGCUCCCAGUGAACAGAAGCACAGCCAUGCCUGGGCGGCCAAAUUUUGGCGGCCACCAGGCGGCAGCUGCCCUCCUCCUGGGGACGUUCCUCAUCAGCUCCGGCCUCAUCCUCUCCGUGGCUGGGUUCUUCUACCUCAAGCGUGCCAGUAAGCUCCCCAAGGUCUUCUAUGGAAGAAACAAAGCCCCUGCCCUGCAGCCUGCUGAAACAGCUGCGAUGAUCCCCCCACCACAAUCCUCAGUGCGGAAGCCACGCUACGUCAGGCACGAGCGGACCUUGGACAGAGACGCGGGCCCUACUUCUGUCUCCUCGGUAGAGACUCGGGUCAGCAAUGUCUGACCUGAAGGCCCCCCUGCAACUCCUCACCCCACCUUGGAGGGGGCCCAGCACAAGAGGGCAGGCACUGCCCAGUGAGGCCUUGGGACAGGCCAGGACACGGUCCCUGGCUCAGCUUGGGAGCCCACCCAGCUGCCACACCACUUCCUCUUUCCCUGCCCACAGCUGCUUGGGGUCACUGAGCAGGAGCGGGCAUCCCCGGACAGGCUUACGGGGGCGGCCCUGCAAGGUCUGUGCCUCUCAGGAGGGACAGGGAGCUCCCAAGAGCCUGUGGGGUGGGGCCCGCCGAGGGCUGACAGCUGCACCACCAGGCCGAGUGGCCCCUGAGCACCCGGCUAGGAGGAGGGAGACUGAGGCCUUUGGGUGUCCCCGACAGUGGUGGAGCCUGUGGUGGUGCAGGCUUUCCAAGGAGAGGUGCCUGCAGGGCUGUCUUUCUGUGGCGGACAAAUCCCUGCCCAGACACCCAUUUCCAGGAGCCGCAGGAGUGGGUUUCCUGACUUCUGUCUGUUUUUAAGUAGAAAUGCAUUUUGUAGAAAAGCCCCAGAGGCACUGUUUUCAUCCACCCCCACCUGACCUGCCCCCAUGUGUGGGCCUCAGGCACUGCUGUCCUCAACCACGCAGAGAUGGACACUGGUCCGAAGCGGCUGGGGAUCAAGACCGGGCCCCCACAGGGACACCUGUGCCCAGGGCCACGCCUACCUGGGACUGCUGCGUGCAUGACUGGCCUCCCCAGCCUGCAGAGGACCGUGCUGGCUGGCCUUCCCUUCUGGCUGCACUAGGCCUCCAGACACGUUUCUGGCUCAGCUGGCUGAGGACCGCUGGGUUCCUGUGGCGUUGCCAGCCCCACCCUACACACAUGCCCUGGUCAUGACCGAAGCCUUCAAAGUUCGGUCCACCUGGAGGGGCCAAGGCAGACCUGCAGGUCACCCUCUUCAGCACCACGAGACCCAUCUUGAGUGUUUACAGUUUAAGGAUAUGAGCUCGUGCAUCAAAACUUGAACUAGAGACCGUCUAGCAGCCCAGAGGGCAUGCUGGCUUAAAAUCUGUCAAAUAAAUUAUUCAGGGCUUCCCCUCCUGCCCUCACCACU